UGGUCCGCUCACGUGCUCGUUCAUGCGCAAUCACAUGACACGGCUAACGUGACCCGGAUACAUCGGCGCGAACAUGGCGGACGCAGACAGUUCGAAGUCGCUGAACGGCUUGCUAAAUGGGAUCGCUCAGAUAGUGUACUAUAACAACUCGGAAAUCACAGAGGAGCUUUUGAAAAAUGAACUCUACCCUGACUUGUCGGUGGAGGAGUUUCACGUUUUACUCGAGAAGAUGAAAGGUCUUUUGAAGUCCGUGGCCUCGGCGGACAUGGACCAGGCCCAGCUGGAGGCCUUCCUGACGGCGCAGGUGCGUAAGCAGGGCGGGGGCGCGGUGAGCAGCGCGCAGGCCGCGGCGCUGGGCCGGUUCUGGAGGAGCCAGCGGGCGCGGGUCCGAGAGAGCCUCCUGGCGCUGAGCCGCUGGGAGCCCGCGCUGCGCGGCCUGGCCUGGAGGGUGGACCUGCAGACCUCCGCCAGCAGGGGGCAGCAUCAGCCCGCCAGCGCGCCCGUCGCCCUGCUGGAGCUGGAGACCGGCCGGGCUGGAGAGGACUCUGAGUUCCUGUGCCUGGAGUUUGACGAGGAGAAGGUGAACCAGGUGCUGCAGAAGAUGGCAGAGGUCCAGGAGUGCAUCGACCGCAUCGUGCACCAGAGCUAGCGGCCGACGUGCGGUUCGGUGGGGGGG
Molecule: messenger RNA, 676 nt
Organism: Conger conger (European conger)
Lineage: Eukaryota; Metazoa; Chordata; Actinopteri; Anguilliformes; Congridae
Gene: commd1
Product: copper metabolism (Murr1) domain containing 1
Exons: 3
Coding region: 74-649 (191 amino acids)
Biological process (GO): copper ion homeostasis; negative regulation of sodium ion transmembrane transport; positive regulation of protein ubiquitination
Cellular component (GO): endosome
Source: RefSeq, a predicted model, not a curated record